AUGUAUGACGCCUUGACGGCUGGCAAGGUCGAGGAGGUCCAAGGGUACGCGGACCGCAACAAAUGGGAGAAUUUCUUAUCCGCGAUAAAGACUGUCUACGGUCUGCCAACCAAGGCAACUGCUCCUCUUUUCAGAGCUGACGGAAUUACCCUACUCACUGAGGAGAUGCAAAUUCUAAAGCGAUGGGCUGAACACUUCAGAGGCGUCCUCAACUGUUCCUCCGUCAUCUCCGACACCGCCAUCGUCCGUCUGCCUCAAGUUGAAACCAGCAUCAACCUCGACCUACCGUCCUUUCUCCAUGAAACCAUCAGGGCCGUGCAGCAGCUCUGCAGUGGGAAAGCGUCCGGAUCGGACACGAUCUUUGCCGAGAGGUACAAGCACAGUGGCCCACGACCCAUGGAUCAUCUGACGGCGCUUCUCAGGAGAUGUGGUGUCAAGGAGAAGUCCCGCAAGAUUUCAAAGACGCCACAAUCGUGCAUCUGUAUAAGCGAAAAGAUAAUCGCCAGCUCUGGCACAACCAUCGAGGCAUCUCCUUGCUGA
Molecule: messenger RNA, 540 nt
Organism: Spirometra erinaceieuropaei
Lineage: Eukaryota; Metazoa; Platyhelminthes; Cestoda; Diphyllobothriidea; Diphyllobothriidae
Source: the annotation of a GenBank genome assembly